Molecule: messenger RNA, 4044 nt
Organism: Effrenium voratum
Lineage: Eukaryota; Dinophyceae; Suessiales; Symbiodiniaceae
Source: the annotation of a GenBank genome assembly
AUGUGGUUUGUGCCGGGCCAGACUGAGACCGCGUCACCCCGUGCUGAAUCCAAGGAUUUCGAGGGCCCACAAAACGAGAAGAACGGGGAGGAUUGGCGCAACCAGGCUGAGGGCUUAUGGCAGAUGCUGCAGCAGGACAAGGAAGCCACCUGGGCACUGGCGGAUGACCGCCUGUGGCGGGAGGCGCCAGAAGAGGCGUGGAGAGCAGACGCUUGGGCGCGAAGAGAAGCCUUGCCAAAGACGCGGCUUGAGCCACGGAGCCUGGCGGAUCUGGCUGAGCUGGCCAAUGAAACCUCGGAAUCUUGGGAGGAUUUGUGGGAUGAAGAUCCAGAUGAGGCAUUGAAGGCAGAAGCCUGGGCGAAGGCUGAAGCAGAGGAGCUGCCCAUCGACGCGCUUAGGGAGGAGAUCCUGCAAAAGGUGCGGCGGAGCCGGGCCAACGUCUUGGUGGGCGCCACGGGCUGCGGCAAGUCCACACGGCUCCCGCAAUUCAUCCUGGCGGAGCCGAAGAGCCGAGUGCUGGUCACCCAGCCCCGGCGCGUGGCGGCCGUGGAGAUUGCCAAGCGCGUGGCCAAAGAGCGGGGCGAGCGGUUGGGCAAGAAUGUGGGGUACCGGAUCUCCGGUGAGAGCGUGGGCACCGGGUGCAAGCUGCAGUUUGCCACCAUAGGCUAUGUGCUGACCUGGUUCCUGGGCAAGCCGGAGCAGUUUGCCAGCUUCAGCCACAUCAUCAUUGAUGAGGUGCACGAGCGCGGGACCGACAUGGAGCUAUUCCUUCUGCUCACCAAGCUGCUGAUGUACUACUUCCCCGGCCCCAAGGUGAUCCUCAUGUCAGCCACCUUGCAGCCUGAAGAGUUCAGUCAGUACUUCUCCGACUUUGAGGUCGGAGAGACAAUCACAGUGCCAGGACGGACCUUUCCAGUCCAGGAGCUCUUUCUGGACGACCUCGCGGAGAACCCGACGCUCCCUUCCUCUGUCCUGACACUUGCCCAGGCGGCGGCGGAGCUUUUUGACCUCAAGGAGGGCGAUCUCAUGACACAGCCAACCGUUCCGCCUGGCCUUCCAGAACUGGCGGUGGAGCUGGUACCCCACUUCGCCAAGAAGGACUCCACCUUGCUGGUCUUCCUGCCCGGAAUGAUGGAGCUGAACAACUUGUCGGAGUUGUUCUCCUCAUCGAAGGCUUUGGCUACCAGCGCGCGGCCAAACAGGGACUCGCCAAUCAGCUACAAAGUCUUCGUCCUGCACUCCGUGGUGCCGCGAUCGCAGCAGGACGAGGUGUUCCACCCGCCCACAGGUGGGAGAUGCCACAUUGUUCUGGCUUCAAACAUUGCGGAGUCCUCCCUCACGCUGCCGAAAGUCACCACCGUGCUGGACUUCGGCUUGCACCGCGAGCCGGUCUACGACGCCAAACAGGGCCUGACGUACCUUUCUACCACCUGGUGUUCCCAUGCGUCUGCGCGGCAGCGCGCAGGGCGUGCUGGGCGAACCCAGCCGGGCAUUGCCAUUCGCCUGCUUCCGCGUCGUUUCUAUGAGGAGCGGAUGCCGGAGUUCGACACCCCGGAAGUCCAGCGGACCUCCAUGGCACGGCUGUUCCUCCGCGCCAAGAAGCUCUCGCAGGUGCUUCAACGCAUUUCCUCGAGGUAUUCUGGGCAGUGCUCGGUGGAUGUGAGUUGUGCCCGGACACUGAUAGGCUCACUGCCGCAGCCGCCGAGCAAGAUGCUGCUCAGAGCUGCUGUCAAGGAGCUGGCGAACACCGGCGCACUCUCAGCGCCAGACGAGGCAGCAGAGAUCACCUCCCUAGGCAUGUUUAUGGACGGCUUGCCGCUUGAAGCAAGCUUGAGUCGGCUUGUGUGGUUCGGCAUGCUCUGGGGCUGCACCGCGGAAGCGCUGAUCAUGGCUGCAGGGUGCAGCUGCGCAGAUCCCUUCAAUAGCCCCAGCAGGAGCUAUGCGGAGAGCGACGACGCAUACCUGUCCAGCCUGCGCCUCUCCUGGAUGGCCCGGCGCCGCUUCGACGGCGGACACUUCUCCGAGCCCAUCAUGCUGUUGCGCCUUUUUGCCUUCUGGGCGGAGACCAUGCAGCAAUUCUCAGAAGAUCCAGGUCGCACCGCCUAUCAGAAGGCCUUAAACUUCCUGGAAGAGCGCGCAGAUGUGCACCCCGGGAGGUUUCAGCGCCUGCUGCUCACCCUGGCCGACCUGGCGGACCGCGCCAAGCUGCUGGUGCCGCCGGGGGACCUGCGCACUGCCCAGCGCGCCAGGGAGGACCUGGACUCUCUGCUGGCCUUCCUCCACGGGGAUGACGUGCGCGCAACGCGUUUUCUGCGUACAAACGCGGACACGCUGCGGGCAUUGCUGGCAGCGGCCUUUUGCGAUCAGCUUCUGGUCGGCCGGCGGUUCUUGGAUCAGAUGCGCGGGCCUUCCAAGUCCAAGCGCCCCACUGGAAGCAGCGUGUCCUACGGCAAGAGCGAGAGCGAGGAGGCGCUCUCCUUUGAUCAUCCAGUGGAUGAGACCAAGGAGGUUUUGCUGAACAUUGACGCGGUUGACCUGCGAGACGAGCUGGACGCCCUGGACGAGGACCACCAGCAGGAGGAAGACGAUGAAGAGAGCGCAGAAGAGGGAGAUGAGGAGGGCGAGGACGAGGAAUUCGAGGAUGACGAGGAUGACAAGGAUGACGAUGAGAUAGUGUCAGGCGAGGAAGAGUCGACCGGCAAGCGGCUUCCUUGGAAGAAGGCCCGCGACGAGAUGCUCUGUGCGGUGAACUCCCUGCCGGUGAAGGGGCGCAAGGUCCACCAGCGUGUGAUGGUGGCCAAGCUGCCCGUUGCCGCGGACACUGGAGGGGUCAGCAUUGAGAGGCUCCCUGAGCUGGUUCAGAAGCUCUCGGGCAAGGUGCCCCAGCACCUCACCCGCAAGGGCAAGCUCUCUGAGUACGCUGCGGCAUGCUUUCGACCGGAGGUUGUCCAUGAGCUGGCCGUCUCCGCGGGCCCUUCGCCUUUGCGGCCUCCCGUGCUGGCUGGGGCCACCCCCUCCGCGAGCAUUUGCUACGCGUUUAGCAUGGGGAGUUGGCUCAUUGACUUCGAUGGGGUGCAAAUGGCUCGACCCAGCUCGCCGUAUCAACUCACCUUCUUCCUCCCGGAGCGGAACACCUCUGCAGAUGAGGAGAAACAGCAACUGGUACAAGGAGUACUUGAAGUUCGCAAUCCUGUAGGCUUCCCUUGCCAUGUGAAUCAUGGAGACGACUUCUUCUGCACGGCCUCCAAAAUGGACCUGCUGGGCUCGAGGACUGCUGUGCGAACUGGUGGGGUGACUAUCUUUAGAGCAGUCGAGAUCCUUUUUGCGUUGGCUGCUCUCUGCCCUGAGCGCAGCUUCCUGUCCCUGCGCUUGGGCUCUGGGCCGGCAGGCAUGGGCACUGACGAGUCCGAUGAACACAUCACAGCAGUCAAGCUCCUGGGCUGGGAGCUGAGCCUCCUGGGGGACGACCGCGCGGAGGGCGCGGGGCUGCCCUUUGACCGCGCCAUGGAGGCGGUGCUGGCCGUGCGGGCGAGCAUUAAGGAGGCGAUGAAGCUGAGAGAAGACGAGCCAGUUGGCGACGCGAAGCCGCGCAGUCUUCAGACAGGGAGGCUCGAAGUGACGCCUCGAGCGGUGCUGGAGAACUUGGUGGAUGUCGUGAGAGAGGCCCACAAGAGAUUUUCCUCCUCUAUCCAGCCUACUAUGCGGAUGGGCGUGGCCAGAGGCAAAGUUCGCAAAAAGAGGGCCAAGGAGGCGCGCUGGGCGGAACUGCUGCUUUCUGGCGAGGACACUGGCUAUGUGGACUUCCUCAGGCCCUGGGAGCUUUCCAGGGAUCCGGCAGUCGCUGCAGCGCGGCGCGCGCGCCUGAAUUCUAAGCGGCCGCAGUUUCAAUGCCCGGUGUGCCAGGAGGUCUUCGUGCGUGCCAAAGCAUGUCAGAAGCACCUCAAGAAAAGCGGCCAUUUGGGCUGCAAGGAGGGCCAGUCUUGGAGGAGCCUCAUCAAGGAGCGAUGCCUGAUAGAAGCAGCUGUGCCGGUCGCCGCGACGUAG